AUGGCGGAACUCAACCGACAGCUUCAGGAGUAUUUGGCCCAGUCUAAAGGUGGCGGCGCUAAGACCAUCUCCCAGUCCAGCUCCAGCACCACGGUGGACCUGGACGAGCCGGAGCCGGUACCCGGGAGCUGGUUCGGGCGGUGGUCGCGCCCGUGGACCGGGAGCCGCGGCGGCAGUCCGUCCGGCCAGAGCUCCAGCGGAAACAGCGGCUUUUCCUGGCCGUGGUCGGCCGAGCCGGACCCCUGCCUGCCGGGCUUGAGCCGCCGGCAGCGGCUGGUGGCCUUCGGGGUGUGCGUGUCGUUUUCCGCGCUGUGUUUCGGACUGUCCGCGCUGUACGCGCCGCUGCUGCUGCUCUACGCCCGCAAGUUCGCGCUGCUCUGGUCGCUCGGUUCGCUGUUCGCCAUCGCGGCGGCGGCGGUGCUGCGCGGCCCCAGCAGGCUCGCCGCCGGCCUGCCCACCUCUCCCGGGGCCGCGGUCUACCUGUGCGCCCUCGGGGGGACUCUGUACGCGGCGCUGAGCCUCCACAGCACCGUGCUCACCGCGCUGGGAGCCGCCCUGCAGGUCACCGUCAUCGUCGGGUACGUGGUGUCGCUGCUGCCCGGGGGGAGCGCCGGGAUCCGCUUCAUGGGCGGGAUGGCGGCGUCUGCCAUCAAGAGGACCGUCACCGGGAAAACCAUGCCGAUCUGACCCGGGACUGACUGCCGGACACCGGACACGGGGCACACAUCCAUCAGGCGUAAAGCACUGAUUCCCAAAACAGGGUCCGGUCUACAGAGGACUACUUUAUUUUGUCAAUACAUUCCUCAGCAGGCUGAUGAUUAUUGAUUAUUGGCUGCUGUUAACGGAUACUGAUAUCAGUCUAACAUUUGGGUGACUGGGGUCAGCUAAGCCCUGAACACGGACCUGCAGGACAGACCGGCUGCUGGACCAAACCACCAAACUGUGAAUCAGCAGCAUGUGUGUUAGUUUGGAUGCAGGAUGUGUGAGAAAAUCACUGUAAUACAGGAAAUAAAACAGUAAACAGAC
Messenger RNA from Siniperca chuatsi (mandarin fish), 1026 nucleotides. RefSeq names its product SFT2 domain containing 3 (gene sft2d3). The coding region runs from base 1 to 687 and encodes 228 amino acids. NCBI's taxonomy places the organism in Eukaryota, Metazoa, Chordata, Actinopteri, Centrarchiformes, Sinipercidae. The transcript has a single exon. Gene Ontology annotation, biological process: vesicle-mediated transport. Gene Ontology annotation, cellular component: membrane. The record is from RefSeq and is a predicted model, not a curated record.